AUGAAUGCAGCCGCAGCACAAGAGGCUCCUUCAGCCGACGAGCUUCGCCUGGCUCCUCGCGACCGCUUUGUCAAUUUUGUACGGGACACGCUGCGAACGACACAAGUCUCGACCUCGGUCCUCAUCCUCGCCCUCCUCUACAUUCGUCGCCUUAAGCUGCUCCACCCACGCCUUCGAGGCCAAGAUGGCUCCGAGUAUCGUCUCUGCGUCACGGCUCUCAUGCUCGGCAACAAGUUCCUCGACGACCACACGUACACCAACAAGACAUGGUCGGACAUCAGCGGCAUCCCGCUCAAGGACGUCACCAAGAUGGAGAUUGAGUUCUGGCUGGGUCUGCAGAUGCGGAUUCACGUCACCAAGGCAGAAUACGAAGAGUGGCAGCAGGCCUUGGAGGAUCUAUACGAGCAGAGGAGACAAGCUUUGGCGAAGAGGGCGAGAGAC
Molecule: messenger RNA, 441 nt
Organism: Jaminaea rosea
Lineage: Eukaryota; Fungi; Basidiomycota; Exobasidiomycetes; Microstromatales
Exons: 1
Biological process (GO): regulation of cyclin-dependent protein serine/threonine kinase activity
Cellular component (GO): cyclin-dependent protein kinase holoenzyme complex; nucleus
Molecular function (GO): protein kinase binding; cyclin-dependent protein serine/threonine kinase regulator activity
Source: RefSeq, a predicted model, not a curated record